Molecule: messenger RNA, 8847 nt
Organism: Cladocopium goreaui
Lineage: Eukaryota; Dinophyceae; Suessiales; Symbiodiniaceae
Source: the annotation of a GenBank genome assembly
AUGUUCUGCCGACAGUACGUGCAAUCCAAAAGGCUUGGCAAUGGAGAAGCUUCGGCCAUCGAUGACGAAACCGUCCAGAUCGAGGACGGUGAUCCCACGGCCUUCAGUGGACCCUUUUCUGCCAUGAGCUCGAGGUUGCCAUCCAGCAGCUCUGUCACAGCUGAGCAGAGCGCUGCUUCAAAGGACAUCAAGAAAGGCUCCACAGCACGGAUGAUCCAGGCAUUUGAGGCGCACAACAAGAAGGAUCGUGGCCAUGGACGUGCUGCCAUGCCUUGGGGCGGUGUCGGAGUGGGCAUCCCGCACACGUCCCUGGCCGAUGCACACCUCUUGGACGGAACGUUGAGAUCUGCAGCAGGUGCGGGGAGCUGGGUCGCGACCGGGAGCUGGGCCGAAGGCUACUUGGCCAGGCUAGGGGAUUUUGAUGGAUUGCCAGGAGGCUACUGGGACAAUGCAGGAUACACCUAUGGGUAUGACGGUGUGGGUUCAACUACGGAUGGUGAUGGAAGCACUGAUGAGCAAGCAACCGAUGAGGAGACGAUCGACCACACCUUGGUGAAUCUCAAGCAGCCUCGUGGCUGUCGUCCUCCUUUGACCGCGGCCUGUUGUUGUCAUGUUUGCUACGUUUGCCAGUUCUUGAUCUUCAUGGUGGUAUUCCCAUUGUGGACCAAGUGGCUGGUGACGAACCCCAUGCCAACACAGUAUUGGCAUGAACAGUACCCCAAGUGGCCCUCCAUCGCAGCUGUUGGUGGACAGAAACUGGCAGAGGAUUCGCCAGUGCCCUAUCCCAUUGAGAUGUCCCCCAUUCCGAUGCAGUCAGACAGUUGCAACUUCUCUUGCUCCUCCUGGCGUGGGUAUCGUACCAACGAGAUGAAUUUCAGGGUGAGCUUGACUCUGAAUGACUCCAUCCUGGCAAAAGGCUACGUCCACACGGUGUACCCCGUGUUGCUGGCCUCGGCGGACUUCAACGACUGGUGGGUGGUGGCGGAUCGGCGCCACGCCUAUCCGCAGCCCUUCUGGAGGGCAAGGACAUCAAAGGCCGGGCAUGCCUACACCUACACCACGGACACCUGCAUCGUGCCUCCUGCCACACCCAACUCUAUUAGUGAGACCACCUCGGGCCAAUAUGUCCUGGCCUGCGUGGUGUGGAAUCCUUCCAGCUUUGCGGAAUUGGAGCAAAUGACUGAGUUGGAAGAUUCAGACCUUGGUUCUCACUGUGCUACUGCAGGUGGUGUUUGCGGAUGGACUUGUGACUCGGUGAUCAACUCCGACCUGCUCGAGGGUUGCACCGCGGACAGCACCAUUGAGAUGACCAAGACCUCCAUUGCCGGCAGGGAGAUUCCCUCUGCCAACUUCCAAGGGUCCAUUGAGAUGAGGGAGUGCUUGAACGGCGGUUUGGAUGGAAAAUGUGACACGGCCACCGAAAAGUUCAAGCAGUGGAAUUGUCACAAGUGUUUGUAUGACCCCCGCACCGAAGAUGACAUGAGGCGCAGGCUGCAGAUUCCUGGCAUGGGAGGCUUGCCAUCGGGAUUGCCAGGCUUGGAUCCAGAUCCAGAUGCUCCUGCGGGCAUUCCAGGCAUUGGGAGCAUACCAGGUCUUGGUCCCGACACCAGUGGCAGCGCUGCGGCUGGCAAGGGCCCUAUGAUCUACACAUCUCUUCCCCGCUUCCAUGUCACAGUCAGUGCCUCCAGCGCUCCGUCGGGAACCGAUGUCUUCAGCCAGCCACGCGUCUUCAUCUUCCAAUCCUCCCGGGAGAGUCGGGGCAAAUGGACCAAGCUCUACAAGCACAACUAUGGCAUGACCCAACCUCCAGAGGCAGUUGGUAAGGACAACAAACCAUUGGUCAAGGAGGAUCCCGACUCCUAUGAUGAGGAGUUGGCCCCCGUCACUGAUGCUGCUUCAGCUCAUGCCAUGAAUCUCAAUCAGCAGAACCGCUUGGAGAUUGACCCUGGCUGGUGCUAUGGCCGUCAGGGUCCUCUCUACCUGGUGGCUUGUGCUGUGAACAGCACCCUCUAUGAGGGAUCCUUCAGCCGCUUCAAACCUGGUCAACAGGCAGCGCCACCACCCUUCAAUGAUCGAUGCGUGGCCGUCUCUGGGAGAUGUGCUUUUGCAUGUCAGUCAGAGCAGUACCCAAUGGCAAAUUGCACUGAAGAUGGCUACAUCAACCAGACUUCUUUGGUCGGCUAUGUGGGCUAUGAGAAGAACCAGACUGCGCCGGUGUGGCUCUUUUGCUAUGUCUUGCUGAUCGGUUUCGGUGUCAAAGCUGUCAUGCUUUGUCCAGGAGUGUUCUCUCCGUACCCUCACUUCCGAAGAUAUGAUCCUGAGCUCACGGCAAACCUACGCUACAUCACAGUUUGUAUCCCCAGUGCGGGAGAGAACAAGUGUGUGGUGCUGAGAAACGUGGUGGGAGCCAUUGGUUGCAUGCCAAAGGAUUGCCGUUGCCGCUAUCAUGUGACCUUCGUUGAUGAGGGUCACCGAAACGAGCAGAAGAUGAUGUUCAUGAAGCUGGCAGCCGUCAUUGAUCGCAUCCCAAAUUUUGGUGGUGUGACUUAUGAGGAGAACGUCAGCAAGUUUUUCCAAACAUGGGUAGAGGAGACGAAGAAGAUGGAUUUGGCCAAAGUGAAAGACGGGGCUAAGGGCGAGGAUGUGGAGCCACAAUACAUGUUCAGAAUGUGUGGCAAGAGCUCCUUGAAGAAACUCCGCACGGAAGGCGGCUGGGGCUCCAUGUCUCCCGCCUCCCUUGAGCCUUUGGAGCAGGCCCUGACGGUGUUGGAGGAGGAUCUGAAGAGCAAAAAGGAGGAGAAGAAGGACAUGCACCGUGAUGACGUGGCUGAUUGGGAGCCCAAAGAUCGAAACAGCUUGGCCCUGCGAAUGCACUACCUGGCCCGAGCCAAACCCAUUGAAGAUGAGAGAACCAUCAAGGCCCAGCAUGUUGCGCCAGGAACUUGGUACUACAAGGUCCCAGUGAAUGCGGAGAACAAGGAUUGGCUGAAACUUCGCUCAAAUGCUAAGGAGAUGGUGUACGGCAUGGAGGAUGAUGACGCCUUCAUGAACAACGUUCCUCUCAGAACCAGUCGCGGCAAAGCAGGAGGAUUGAAUUUCUCCGAGAACUAUUUGUGCUUGUACGCCGACAGGCCUGAGAACAUGUACAAUGAUGAGCGGGACAACUACCCUUGCCUCUACAGCAUUUGCGAUGCUCGUCAUCAGUUCCAGACCGAUUUCUUCCACACCACAAUCCCCUACUUCUUUGACGAUGACAUGGAGCUGAACCCUUAUGUUGGCUUCACUCAGUGCCCGCAGUUCUUCCACGAGAUGCAGGACAAGUUGGAUUACCUGGAUAACAACAACGCCCAAUUCUUCCGCUUGAAUUGCAUGAUUCGAAAUUGCUGCGGAGGUGUGAGUUCUUGUGGAACAAAUGGCACAUGGAUGAUUCGUCACCCUCCUGGAGAUUUGGUGUGGGAGAAAGAGAGGAGGCGCGUCCGUGACGUGGAGAGCAAGCGCAAGAGUCAGGAGUAUGUCGAACGCAGAACAUUCCAUGAGAGCUGCAAGGUGGAAGACACUGCCAGUAGUCUUCAGCAAGUCCUUCGAGGCAGGCGAUCCCAAUUCAUCAAUCGCCGUUUGUCCUUCGGCAUGGCCAAGAAUCCUGUGGAUUACUUGGCUGCCGUGCAGCGAUGGGCUGAGGGAGGUGUGGUGUUGUCCUUGCAGACCUUCUUCAGCUGCCACAAAGGUGUCUACAUGGUAUGGUUCACCCUGAUCUUCUUCUUUUGCUUCCUAGCCUCGCUCUUCCGGAUGAUCGGCAAGACGGACACCCAGUGGGCUGUGGUGAAGUGGGGCCUGGUCGAUCAGGAAUGGUAUGAUCAAACCAUUAAUCCCGUGGUGGAGAAGUUAAAGAGCUUCGCAUUGGUGGCCAGAAGUGAGUACUUCAAGCAAAAUCCCGAACUUUUGGAGACCUACCUGACAAUGACGCUCCAAUUCAUCAGCUGGGUGUUGUCCUUGAUUUUCGUCCUGCUGCUGGUUUUCCUCUUCACGGAGUUGUUGAAGUUGGUCCAGAGAGUUUGUGGUGUGAAGUUACCAUGCAUAUGGCCAGACGAGAUGCGAUGGUGGGGCCGCUUGUUGAUCUCCAUGGAUAACUUGACCUACUUCUUGUGGUUUUGGACCGCUUUCUUUUGGAUUGGUUUCAACUACUACAGUAUCUUCGCGAAGCGGACUUACCACUUCUCAUCCACAGGAAUGUUUUCCUUCAUGCUGAUUGUGCAGAUCUUGAGCUGGGGCAUGAUCAUUGCGUCAUCCUUGCGCUACACACUAUCAACCAGUAUGGAGGCCAACGAAGUGAUUGGGCUGUCCAUGGAUAACAUUUGGCGAUCGACUCAGCUUUUCUACAUCUCUGCGCCUUUGCUUCUCUACUCCAUCAUCAAAGGAAUCCAAGAUUACAUGCGCUACCAGAUGUAUGGUGAGGACAUCAGCUAUUGGGUAGGUGGUGAUCGUGGUGUGAUGUCCAAGAACUUGGUGAAGUAUUGGACUCUCCUUUUGAUCAUGGGUGCCAUUGGCGCAUGGCUGUACUACCUGAUCGAGGGCAGGAAGCACAUGGGAGUCUUGUCCGCUGUGAUCAUUGUGACUUUGAUUGCCCUUGAUGUGCUCCAUCCAUGCACCUACUUGUGGGUGGAGAAGACCAAGCUGAAACCAGCGCAGGCGGCCAAGCUCACUUGGAGCCAAGCCCUGGUGACGCGCGGAUGGUGGGAAUUGAUGUUGAGCAAUUUGAUCCUGAACGAGACCGUGACGGGCCUCAUGAAGUGGCUUGGGCCUGCCUGGUUUGUGCUGAUGCCCUUUCUGACGCUCUUCAUGCCCUACAUCGGAGUGAACCAGGACGCUAGUCCAUUCUGCAUCCCUUUGCAGAUCCUGACGUCAGCAGCAAUGUUGAUCCAAUGCCACUUGUUGGGCUGUUUGUGCCCUGAAGCACCCAUCAAGCCAUAUUUGGCGCCUGAUAUGCGCGACGGAGAUCACAGAACUGAGCAAUGCAGCAUAGACGGGCGCGUGUUGCAGCGUGAGAAAAUAUGUGGCACCGAUGUGGACAACAGCACCGAAGAGAGCGACGAUGAGACUAUCGACCAUACCUUGGUCAACCUGAAGCAGCCGCGUGGAUGUCGACCGCCACUCACGGCAGCCUGCUGUUGUCACGUGUGCUACGUGUGCCAGUUCCUCAUUUUUAUGGUGAUCUUUCCAUUGUGGACCAAGUGGUUAGUAACGAAUCCGAUGCCCACGCAGUACUGGCACGAGCAAUACCCGAAGUGGCCCUCCAUUGCGGCCGUGGGGGGUCAGAAGCUGGCAGAGCAAAGUCCCGUAACCUGGCUCAAGGGGGUCAAAUAUCCCAUUGAGAUGUCUCCGAUUCCGCCGCUCUCCUGCACGGUCACCGGCUACGUCCACACGGUGUACCCCGUGUUGCUGGCUUCGGCGGACUUCAACGACUGGUGGGUGGUGGCGGAUCGGCGCCACGCCUAUCCGCAGCCCUUCUGGAGGGCAAGGACCUCCGAGGCAGGCCACGCUUACACCUAUACCACGGACAGCUGCAUUGUGCCUCCAGCCACACCAGAUGCCAUCAGUGAAACAACCUCUGGCCAGUUUGUGUUGGCCUGCGUGGUGUGGAGCCCCACCAGUUUUUCCGAGCUCGAGCAGAUGACUGAGCUGGAAGACUCGGAUUUGGGCACCCAUUGUCACUCUGCAGGUGGUGUUUGCGGAUGGACUUGUGACUCAGUGAUCAACUCUGACCUGCUCGAGGGUUGUACCGCGGACAGCACCAUUGAGAUGACCAAGACCUCCAUUGCCGGCAGGGAGAUUCCCUCUGCCAACUUCCAAGGGUCCAUUGAGAUGAGGGAGUGCUUGAAAGGCGGUUUGGAUGGAAAAUGUGACACGGCCACCGAAAAGUUCAAGCAGUGGAAUUACCACAAGUGUUUGUAUGACCCCCGCACCGAAGAUGACAUGAGGCGCAGGCUGCAGAUUCCUGGCAUGGGAGGCUUGCCAUCGGGAUUGCCAGGCUUGGAUCCAGAUCCAGAUGCUCCCGCGGGCAUUCCAGGCAUUGGGGACAUACCAGGUCUUGGUCCCGACAGCAGUGGCAGUGCUGCUGGGAAAGGCCCUAUGAUCUACACAUCUCUUCCCCGCUUCCAUGUGACCGUGAGUGGUGCUGGUGCUCCUGCCGGAACUGAUGUUUUCAGCCAACCGCGUGUUUUCAUCCUGCAGUCCUCCCGGGACAACCGUGGCAAAUGGACCAAGCUCUACAAGCACAACUACGGCAUGACCCAACCUCCAGAGGCAGUUGGUAAGGACAACAAACCAUUGGUCAAGGAAGAUCCCGACUCCUAUGAUGAGGAGCUGGCCCCCGUCACGGACCCAGCUUCAGCUCAUGCCAUGAAUCUCAAUCAGCAGAACCGUUUGGAGAUUGAUCCUGGCUGGUGCUAUGGCCGUCAGGGUCCUAUGUACUUGGUGGCGUGUGCUGUGAACAGCACCCUCUAUGAGGGAUCCUUCAGUCGAUUUGAGGCUGGUCAGCAGGCAGCACCACCGCCCUUCAACGAUCGAUGCGUGGCCGUCUCGGGAAGAUGUGCUUUUGCCUGUCAGUCAGAGCAGCGACCAAUGGCAAAUUGCACCGAAGAUGGCUACAUCAACCAGACCGCUUUGGUUGGCUUUGUUGACUAUGAAAAGAACCAGACUGCGCCGGUGUGGCUCUUUUGCUAUGUCUUGCUGAUCGGUUUCGGUGUCAAAGCUGUCAUGCUUUGUCCAGGAGUGUUCACUCCAUACCCUCACUUCCGAAGAUAUGAUCCUGAGCUCACCGCAAACCUGCGCUACAUCACAGUUUGUAUCCCCAGUGCGGGAGAGAACAAGUGUGUGGUGCUGCGAAAUGUGGUCGGAGCCAUUGGUUGCAUGCCAAAGGAUUGCCGUUGCCGCUAUCAUGUGACCUUCGUUGACGAGGGUCACCGAAACGAGCAGAAGAUGAUGUUCAUGAAGUUGGCGGCUGUCAUUGAUCGCAUCCCAAACUUUGGUGGUGUGACUUAUGAGGAGAACGUCAGCAAGUUUUUCCAAACAUGGGUGGAGGAGACGAAGAAGAUGGAUUUGGCCAAAGUGAAAGAUGGUGCCAAGGGCGAGGAUGUUGAGCCACAGUACAUGUUCAGAAUGUGCGGCAAGAGCUCCUUGAAGAAACUCCGCACGGAAGGCGGCUGGGGCUCCAUGCCUCCUGCCUCCAUUGAGCCUUUGGAGCAGGCCCUGACGGUGUUGGAGGAGGAUCUGAAGAGCAAAAAGGAGGAGAAGAAGGACAUGCACCGUGAUGACGUUGCUGACUGGGAACCCAAAGAUCGGAACAGCUUGGCCCUGCGAAUGCACUACCUGGCCCGAGCCAAACCCAUUGAAGAUGAGAGAACCAUCAAGGCCCAGCAUGUUGCUCCAGGAACUUGGUACUAUAAGGUCCCAGUGAAUGCGGAGAACAAGGAUUGGCUGAAACUUCGUUCAAAUGCUAAGGAGAUGGUGUACGGCAUGGAGGAUGAUGACGCCUUCAUGAACAACGUUCCUCUCAGAACCAGUCGCGGCAAAGCAGGAGGAUUGAAUUUCUCCGAGAACUAUUUGUGCUUGUACGCCGACAGGCCUGAGAACAUGUACAACAAUGAGCGGGACAACUACCCUUGCCUCUACAGCAUUUGCGAUGCUCGUCAUCAGUUCCAGACCGAUUUCUUCCACACCACGAUCCCCUACUUCUUUGACGAUGACAUGGAGCUGAACCCUUAUGUUGGCUUCACUCAGUGCCCGCAGUUCUUCCACGAGAUGCAGGACAAGUUGGAUUACCUGGAUAACAACAACGCCCAAUUCUUCCGCUUGAAUUGCAUGAUUCGAAAUUGCUGCGGAGGUGUGAGUUCUUGUGGAACAAAUGGCACAUGGAUGAUUCGUCACCCUCCUGGAGAUUUGGUGUGGGAGAAAGAGAGGAGGCGCGUCCGUGACGUGGAGAGCAAGCGCAAGAGUCAGGAGUAUGUCGAACGCCGAACAUUCCAUGAAAGCUGCAAGGUGGAAGACACUGCCAGUAGUCUUCAGCAAGUCCUUCGAGGCAGGCGAUCCCAAUUCAUCAAUCGCCGUUUGUCCUUCGGCAUGGCCAAGAAUCCUGUGGAUUACUUGGCUGCCGUGCAGCGAUGGGCUGAGGGAGGUGUGGUGUUGUCCUUGCAGACCUUCUUCAGCUGCCACAAAGGUGUCUACAUGGUGUGGUUCACCCUGAUCUUCUUCUUUUUCUUCUUGGCAUCCCUCUUCCGCAUGAUCGGCAAGACGGACCCGACUUGGGCGGUGGUGAGGUGGGGCAUUGUGGAUCAGGAAUGGUAUGAUCAGACGAUCAACCCAGUGGUGGAGAAGUUGAAGACUUUCGCAUUGGUGGCGAAGAGUGAGUACUUUAAGCAAAAUCCUGAGCUUUUGGAGACGUACCUGACCAUGACGCUCCAAUUCAUCAGCUGGGUGUUGUCGUUAGUUCUCUUCCUGGCCCUGGUGUUCCUCUUCACGGAGUUGUUGAAGCUGGUCCAGAGAGUGUGCGGAUUGAAAUUGCCCGUGAUCUGGCCAGACGAGAUGCGAUGGUGGGGCCGUUUGUUGAUCUCCAUGGAUAACUUGACCUACUUCUUGUGGUUUUGGACGGCGUUCUUCUGGAUUGGUUUCAACUACUACAGUAUCUUCGCGAAGCGGACUUACCACUUCUCAUCCACAGGAAUGUUUUCCUUCAUGCUGAUUGUGCAGAUCUUGAGCUGGGGCAUGAUCAUUGCGUCAUCCUUGCGCUACACACUAUCAACCAGUAUGGAGGCCAACGAAGUGAUUGGGCUGUCCAUGGAUAACAUUUGGUGA